AAAUCAAAAGAAACGUCAAAAACUACCCUCUUGGAACAAGUUAGUUGGUGCAAUGGAAAAAAUACCCCACUACUAAGGUAGAGAUUUUUUGGCAAUUGGAGAGCACAAAUAUAAAACAUUUAACAAAGAAAAGUUGUUGAAAGCAGACGGUUUUUAUUAGAGUAAUAGAAAUAAAUAAUUUGAAGAUAAUUUGUAUUGUUUAGCUAAUAAAUAUAAAAGUUUUUUUAAAGCUAAAAAAAUAAAUAAAGAAAAUUGCAAUAAUGUGGUGACCUUAUUUGAUAAAUAACGAGACAACACAACUCCUAACGUACCCACUCAAGUCUCUAACUUUUUAUAAGCUUUUACUUUCUCAACAACCACACUAAACCUCAAGCUUUGGAGCAAUUUUUAAGUCCCUUAAACGGGUGAAACCACAGCUAAAGCAUGUCCUUGGCUAGCGCUGCAGGAGUUUUAUUAAAGCCUCAAACGCCUUUACAGCAAUUGUUGGAAGACAUUAAUUUUCAACGCAACAAAGAAAUGAGACAACUGCUCAAGGAUGACAGUGGAUUUGUUGUUCUACAAGGCACCACAUAUUGGACAGAUUUAUUUGUACGACACUUUCUAUUUCAAUCGGAGCCGGUCCAUAGUAUUGAUUCGGAUGAUUUAUUAUUUUUUGUACGUAAGAAACAUGUUAAAAGUUCUUCCCGACAUAUGCCAAAAUAUGAGACUGAGGUCGAUGUUUUUCGCAAGGAUUCUCGUAAACUACCCAUUGGUGAUCCCGAUGUUGAUUGGGAAGAAACAGUAUAUCUCAAUAUGAUCAUACAUCAAUUUGACUACACACUCACUUUGGCGAUUUGUACAAGAACUUCGCCAAAAGAGUUGCAGGUUUUGAGACGUCAUUCACAACGUGUUUAUGCCAGUCCGAGUAGAAGAAAAAUGGACACCAAAGGCGAGGGUGAGGAAAUAACAUAUCCUCACAUCUGUUUUAUGGUGGAUAAUUUCGAUGAGGUUUUUAGCGAUAUUUUAGUGCGAGAUGGUGAAAUGGUGUGUGUGGAACUGGUGGCCAAUGAUAAAGAUGGUGCUGUGCAAGGUGUUAUAUUUUUAGGUUCGAUUCGUUAUGAUGCUUUAAAAAAGGUGUAUGACGCCAGGCAAUCUAGCUUAAGCUCAAAAGUAGCACAACGCAUGUCUUUCGGCUUGUUUAGUAGCGGAGCGGGUGUGCAAACACGCUGUGAAUUUGUUAGAAUGAAAGGUCCUCAGGGCAAAGGUCAUGCGGAAAUGGCGGUAACCAAACCUAAAGGUUCGGGCGUAGAAACACCCACCAGUGAACCAGGUUUUUGUGCCACCGACAUGUGGGACGACUGGGAGGAGGAGAACGAUGAUUAUUGCACGUAUCGCCACCAACGUCGUCUUAGUGAUCCUAGUGCUAAUCUUAAUAAUUUCUCACGUUAUGCUUGGCGCACAAAAAACUCUUCCGAUGCAGCUUCUGGCUCAGCUGGUUCUAAGGCUCGUUCCGAAAAUGAGGGCUUGGACUCUUUAGCCAAUGAAGUGUCCGAAAUAGAAGCUGGAGAUUUAAGAGAUGAUCUGCGUCCUGCUUUCUCGGCUUCCGAGGCAAAAAUUCAUACAAAUCCCAACUGUGAAGAGCUUAAAACCUUAUUAGACAAACAAGACACAACAACCACAACUGCUAUAACAAAAACAGCAACACUUGAUCAAAAACCAGAUCAAGAAAAAUCACCAACUAAAGAAACCUCCGCUCUGCUUGAACCAGAGAGUGGUGUACAAGAUGGCAUUGAAGCCACUAAUGAAGCCGUCAUUGUUACAUCUCCCUCAUCAGUAAAUGGCAAGACUACAGGGUGUGGUGGUAACUGCUUUAAGACUGGCAAGAAAUGUAAAAAACGUUGGAUUACCACAAAUUCCGAUAAGAAUACACCGCAAAUGUCGGAAAUAUAUUGUCCUACAUGCGAUGAUUUUGCCAAUGAAACACCGGCUUGUUUGAAUAAAAUGCCCGAUAAGAAAUCUAAAUUAAAGCCAAAAACCAUACUCAGUGUUGAAAGUGAGUUGGUGGUAACAAAGAGGGGUAGUUUGAAAUUUACAGACAAAAAACCAAAUACCACUAUUGGCCGUAGUUCGUCUUUAACGACAGCAGAUCGUAGAUUGAAGAAACCGGAAAUUAUAUUGAAUAGAAAGGAUAAAACUAAAGCCAAAGAAAAGGAAGACAAAACAAAAGAGCCAAACAAAGAGGGCAAAGACAAAAUUAAAGAGAGAACAGCCAAGACAAGUCUCUUAGCCAAAGUAUCUCCCAAAAAGUUGAGGGCCCAAAGAGCUCUCAGUAAUAACAGCACUACAGAGAAAAAUAAAACAGCUCUUAAGAAUAAAAAAGAAAAUAUCAAUAAUAAUCCUGAAACAAAAACAAUUAAGCCGACCAAAAAACUAGAAGAAACUAGAAAAGAGCCAACUGAUUCUUGCCAAGAAUACGAAAUAGCUGACGAUGCUAUUUCCUUAAAUGGGGGUGGUGAUAUAACACAGGUUUCCGAAAGCGUAGCUAAAAUGGUAAUUCUAACCGAAACUGACUCUAUGAUCACUGUUAGAGGCAAAGAAGAAUUGCCGGUUGUAGAACAAACCCCCAACACUGCACAAUCCUCGCCAAUACCUCUGUCACCCUCCUCCAACUCCAAUUCGAAUGAGAGUGAAGCCAAGCCACAAACUACAAUGUAUCAAUUUGAAAAAUGUGUUCGUGUACCUGUAACCGCAGACAGCCAUCCAUUGCAACCAAUAAAUACUGACUCAGAAACUGAAACUGAAACCUGUAAAAAUGAUAAUAAUUCCUCAUUACAUUCCCUACACUUGAAUCCUGGCCAAACCACCACUGACGAACUAAGAUCAUCGCCUCACUGCAGGCCAGCCUCCUUAAAUGAUUGUAAUGGUAAUUGUAAUAAUUCUGCCUCGUGUAGCACUUCACCCAUGUCUCCGCCAUCGGCGGAAGCUGAAGAUUUGCAACAAUCUGCCAAUUUUGCUGCAACAUUGCCACGUACUAAACGUACGGCUGCUAUACAAGCAUUUUAUAAUCGUGCAAUUAAUUUAGUACCCAAAAGACGUACACCAGAUGGCACGACCAUCUACUAUUGGUGCGAUUUGCCCAAAAAAUCAAUAAAAGAACUUGAUGAUGGUGCUUAUAAUCCAUUGUGGGCUAGUCGCGGUUUUGCGCAGUCAUUUCAUUUUUGGAAAGAGAAUCGCCGUCAACAGUCGACUCCAUUGAAUGCAUUCCUUACAUAUGUUACACUGCCUUGGUGGAGUAUAGCUAAAGAUUUAUUGGAUCACCGUGAAACACCCAUAUUAACAUUUUAGUAUUAAAUUAAAAUUGUUUUGUUUAUUUUUUAAUCUAAUUACUUUAUGAGCAUUUCUGACAAUUGAAAAAUGUUCAUAAAGUAAUUGAGAUUCGUGCGAUUUUGCAUUCCUUAUUAUGGUAAAUGUUAUGAAUGUUUGCGAAUCGUAAUUAUUCUGUGUUUCGAUUUUUAAUUGAAUUUUAAAAAGAAAACAAUGUGGCAUUUUAAAAUUUAACACAAAUUAAUAAUUUAAGUUAAUGAAGUCACAAAGUAUACUAUAAAUAUAAGCAAGGCAAAAUCAUGUCAGUCGGCAGAUACAAUUUGCAAAUUAUAUAAAUCAAAAGAUCCUUUUUUUUAUCAUACAUUUGCCAAAAUUAUAUAAGUCAUAUUUGUAUUUGUUACGAAACACAGAAUACAAUGGAAUUGUUUAAGACUUUAUAUCGAAUUCUUUAAAACUAUAGAACAAAAUUAAGGGAUUAUUAUUUAAUUAUUUUAAAAUAAUAGUUUAUGCAGAGUUUCAGAGUAACUUAUUAUUAUAAACAGGGCAAGUUGCACAAACCAAUUAAAAAUAAGCAAGCAAAAAAGCUCAAAAAAAUAAAAAUAUGCUGAAAAAAGCAUGGAUAUGCAUAGGAAAUUAAAGUUUAAAUUAAUUUGAUUGUAAUAAAAAAUAUGGUUACAAAUUACAAUCAAGUAUUUUUUUCAAUUUUUAAAAUGAAAUUCACCCCUAUCGGCAAUAACAUGUGAAAUUUUGUACCCAUGAAAUAUUCAUUUCCCUCGAAGGGAAAAUUGCUAUCGGGAAUAUCAUGAUGAACUUUACAUUCACAAUAGUUGAUUUUGUUCGUAACAGCUGUUUAUUGUUUACAAAAUUCCAUCUAAAAAUUUCACAACAAGGGAAAUUUUUUCACGUGAACAAAGUUGAUGAACGAAAAAAGGAAAAGGGAAAAUAUUUCAUGUGAAAUGUUGAUUCGCGAUAGGGGUGAUUAUCUGCAUUUGUUAUAUAAACAGGCAAAAUAACAAUCAACCCUAUCUGCAAUAACAUGUGAAAUUUUGAUCCCAUGAAAUAUCCAUUUCCCUCGAAGGGAAAAUUGCAAUCGUGAUAUUUCCAUUCACAAUAGUUAAUUUUGUUCGUAACAGCUGCUUAUUGUUUGCAAAAUUUUAAUUUCAAAUUUGAUAAACGUGAAAUGGGAAAAGGGAAUAUAUUUCAUGUGAAAUAUUCACCCCUAUCGGCAAUAACAUGUGAAAUUUUGUUUUCAUGAAAUAUCAAUUUCCCAUAAACUUUCCAUUCACAAUAGUUGAUUUUUUUCGUAACAGCAGCUUAUUGUUUACAAAAUUCCAUCUAAACAUUUCACAACAAGGGGAAUUUAUUGACGUGAACAAAGUUGAUGAACGAGAAAUGGGAAAAGGGAACAUAUUUCAUGUGAAAUUCAAUAUUUUAUGAAGAAAAAAUGUCACAAAAAAUAUGUAUGUUUUCAUCAGACAGACAAACUGGCGGAUAGAGCUAGAACGUCUUUAAAUUACAUAAGGAAUAAAAUUACAUUCCAAGCGAAAAGCUUGAAAAACUUGCCUUGAUUAUAAAACAUCAUUUAUUUUUUGAGGAUAAUUAGCAGAUUGGAAGUUUAUAUUCAGUCCAAUCUAUUUUUAAAUGAUAUUUAUUUGUAUCUCUGAGACUCUAAAACAUUUUAAAAUUUUCUCUUUUUAUUUUUGUUUAUGUUUAUCCCAUGUUUCGUAAAUCGAAAAGGAGUUUAAAAGAAUUAGAAGGAUUAGUUUUUUGCUACAAAUUUAUUCUAUAACUAGAGUAAAGGAAACUGAUAAAGAACUAGUUGUGGCCUAAGAGAGAGUAAAUUGAAUUAAUUUAUACACUCUUUGAUCUACAUUUUCUGUCAAAAUGUUAGGAUGCAUCAGUUGUUUGUAACUCCAUAGAGAAGUGCACAUAGAGCGGAAACUAGAAAAAAAAUCACACAUACGAGUGUUGGUUUUUGUUUUCACAUAGUUUUUUUACUAACACAUUUUACCACUUACGUUUUGGAUAACUGAGUUAGGUUUUUGGCAGCAGAGUUUCCGAUCUAUGUGUAUUUAUGUGUAUAUGAAAAUAAUUUAGUUUUCAAUAAAUUACACUAUGCAACAAAUGAAGACUUUUGGAAAAACACAAGAUCAUGACAGUAUAGGUUCGACUCUACUACCAAAGGGUAGUAAAACCCUAUACUCAGUUUAUCCAUUUUGGUGACCGAUUUUUUUUUAUGGCCCCCCAAAGUUUCUGAAAAUCAGUUGGGCCUCUAAAAAAGGUGUCAUCAGUUUUUGGUUAACAGCUAAUUCAGACUUCGUGAUACGGCUUAACUUUAUAUGGCAAUAAUAUAAGUGAGAUCCCGUAAAAUAAAUUUUGUUAUAAUUUUUUUCCAAAAAAAUGGCUUUUUCGUGCACUUUUGUUGAAAAAAUAUAGGAAGAAAUUUUUUUUUUUUACUUUUUUUAGAAUAACUUCCGGGGUCUCCUAAUUUUUCACUAACAAUAUUUAGCAAAGUUGUAGCUACGGUAAAGUUGAACAACUCUUGAGAACAUAUCAAUCCAUUCUGAACGUGUCUAGUCACUCUAAAUAGCUCUCAAAAACCAUUUUGUAGCUUAAAAAUUUUAGUUUUUUACUAUUUUUUGACUAUAAAACAGAAAUUUUUUGUUAAAAAUGUAUGUUCGAGUGUAUACUUGUGCUGGAAUAACGAAGAAUGGGCAAAUCAUUAUCGGUAUGAUCCGGGCGCAUCACUUUAUCCAAUCUUGAUCACGCAAGACCGGCUUGAUGCAAGAUAUGAAAAAACAUCAAAAUUUUUGAAACUGGGCAAGGUUUGUGGAGCUUCUGAAGAGUAAAUAUAAGCUUUUUAUAUAAGUUUUUGAUAUCGAUGGAAACCUUAUGACUUGAAGAUUGACAUUUUAGUGAAACCUAAAAUUUUGUUUCAAAAUUGGCCAUGUUUGGAUAGGGCUGGGGGGUACAAUGUCCGCUUAAGUUAGUCAAAUUUUACUUUAUACGUCUUUGCAUUAAGUUAUCUUUCCAGGUCAUAAAAAAAUGUGUAUAGUCCCGAAGAAAAUUAGUUUUUUAUAAAAGAGAAAAUAUGGCGACUUUUUUGGGAAAAAACUUAAAAAACACACGCAUACAAAAUUGAAAUAUAUAAAAAUAUGCUUCAUGUUUGUAUGCGUGUAACUUUUUAUAGGGACGAAAUAAUUGUUAUCAGGAUUGUUAUAUACGUCAUAUAUAGAAAACUAAUUUCGACCUUUCGUAGUGCCAUCAUAUAUAAAAUACAAAAAAAGAUCGAGCAAAAUUUAAAAAAAAAUUAAACCCAAAUAUCUCUUGAACUAAAAGAGAUACCUACAGUUAAAAUCAUAUUUUUGUAGACCUUCUCAAGGACUAUCUACAUUUUAAAUUUCAGCUCACUCGGAUCAUAAAUGGCUUUUUGGCGAUUUUUUUUUAAAUGUGUGACAUUGAGGGUCCACUCACUGAUCCCCAUUCCGAACACCUCAGCCGAGUAAAUAAUACAGCACAACAUAGAAGUGUGGACUUGAUCAUACUAUUUUAACAAAAAAUCUUUGUUUUAGCGUCAAAAAAUAGUAAAAACGAAAAUUGUUAAGGUACAAAGUGAUCUUUAUGUGCUAUUUAGAGUGACUAGACACGUUCAGAAUGGAUUGAUAUGUUCUCAAGAGUUGUUCAACUUUACCGUAGCUACAACUUUGCUAAAUAUUGUUAGUGAAAAAUUAGGAGACCCCGGAAGUUAUUCUAAAAAAAGUAAAAAAAAAAAAUUUCUUCCUAUAUUUUUUCAACAAAAGUGCACGAAAAAGCCAUUUUUUUGGAAAAAAAUUAUAACGGGAUCUCACUUAUAUUAUUGCCAUAUAAAGUUAAGCCGUAUCACGAAGUCUGAAUUAGCUGUUAACCAAAAACUGAUGACACCUUUUUUAGAGGCCCAACUGAUUUUCAGAAACUUUGGGGGCCCAUAAAAAAAAAUCGGUCACCAAAAUGGACAAACUGAGUACAGGGUUUUACUACCCUUUGGUAGUAGAGUCGAACCUAUAUAGUCAUGAUCGUGUGUUUUUUUCACUGUUGCACUGUGUUAUCAGUGUUUUUCAUACAAAAAUUAUUUUCAGGCCGGUUUUCUGAAUCUGUCUCUCAAUUAUACAUCUAGCUAUAGUCUAUGCUAAUUACUAUCAUUCCAAACUACUCCUUCUCAAUUCAUUUUCACUCAUUUUCGUUUUACGUUUCAAAAGGGUAUUGUGAUUUUAUUUUUUUAUACAGUGAUAAUUUCUUAUAUUUAAUUUAUAAUUAUUAAUUUAUUUUAUGUACUUAAUUGGCUUAAACGAUUUUAAAAAAAAUUAAAUUUACAUUUAUUUCCAUAAAAUUGUUAUUACUAUGAUUCCUAAAUUUAUCUUACAAAUUAUAUUUAUAUUAAGCAUAUAAUAUCAUCAUACAUAUUUACAUAUAAAUAAAAAUUAUAUUGAAAAUGCGUUAAUUUUACCAACAAUAGAAUUUGAGUAUUGAAAUAGUGUUGAGAUCAAUGUUA
Molecule: messenger RNA, 7831 nt
Organism: Calliphora vicina (urban bluebottle blowfly)
Lineage: Eukaryota; Metazoa; Arthropoda; Insecta; Diptera; Calliphoridae
Exons: 9
Coding region: 424-3324 (966 amino acids)
Source: RefSeq, a predicted model, not a curated record